Molecule: messenger RNA, 4347 nt
Organism: Seriola aureovittata
Lineage: Eukaryota; Metazoa; Chordata; Actinopteri; Carangiformes; Carangidae
Gene: csf1ra
Product: colony stimulating factor 1 receptor, a
Exons: 22
Coding region: 191-3124 (977 amino acids)
Biological process (GO): protein phosphorylation; cytokine-mediated signaling pathway; multicellular organism development
Cellular component (GO): signaling receptor complex; CSF1-CSF1R complex
Molecular function (GO): macrophage colony-stimulating factor receptor activity; ATP binding; cytokine binding
Source: RefSeq, a predicted model, not a curated record
AGAAGGGCAGAGGCAAACAGAAAGGGAAGAACGAACUCCUGUCUCAGCUCUGGAUGCUGGAAACAUCAAACCCAGGGACAUUAUUGUACCCCCUCUGUUCAGCUUAAGACAUCUGCAGAUCAAAAGAAGAGCGUUUGGUAGCACACACGGACAUCAACCUCUCAAACUGCAGGUUUGGAGUUGAUCCAGGAUGCAGUCAUACCUCACGCUGCUGCUGGGGAUUGUGGCCUCUGCUGCUUCAGCAGAAUGGAGUCGUCCGGUGAUCAAGUUCAACUCUAAGGUGGUGGGCAGUUCUGAGCUAGUGGUCAAACCCGGGACCCCUCUUGAUCUGAGGUGUGAGGGUGAUGGUCCAGUGAACUGGCAAACCAGGCUAGCCAAGCACAGACGCUACGUGUCCAAGGGCAACGGGAACGUCCGCACCCUAAAGGUGGACCGUCCCUCUGCAGAGUUCACUGGAACGUACAAGUGUUUUUACAUUGCUCAGCAUCGUGACCUGACCUCUUCAGUGCAUGUGUACGUAAAAGAUCCAAACCGUGUGUUCUGGACCAGCAGCACAUCCCUGCGGGUGGUGAAGAAAGAAGGUGAGGACUACCUGCUGCCCUGCCUGCUGACCGACCCAGCAGCCACGGACCUGGGCCUCCGCAUGGACAAUGGCACCACCGUACCACCAGGGAUGAACUUCACAGUUGACCGGCACCGUGGGAUUCUCAUCCACAGCCUCCACCCCAGCUUCAACGCUGACUAUGUCUGCACAGCCAAGGUCAACGGAGUGGAGAGGACCUCCAAGGCCUUUUCCAUCAAUGUCAUUCAGAAGCUUCGUUUCCCUCCGUAUGUCUUCUUGGAGACAGAUGAGUAUGUGCGCAUCGUUGGGGAGGAACUCAAGAUUCGCUGCACCACACACAACCCCAACUUCAACUACAAUGUCACCUGGAAAUACACCACCAAGUCGAAACCGACCAUCGAGGAGAGGGUUCGCUCAGGUGGAGAAAACCGGCUGGACAUACAGAGCAUACUGACCAUCCCUGCUGUGGACCUCGCAGACACAGGAAACAUUUCCUGCAUUGGUACCAAUGAAGCAGGGGUGAACAGUUCAACCACAUACCUGCUGGUUGUGGACAAGCCCUACAUCAGGCUGUUGCCCCAGCUGUCCCCUAAACUGGCCCACCAGGGUCUUUCGGUGGAGGUGAAUGAGGGAGAAGAUCUGGAGCUCAGUGUGAUCAUCGAAGCGUACCCUCACAUCACAGAGCACAGAUGGCACACACCAACAUCUCCCAACACGUCCACACAGGAGCACAAGUUCAUCCGAUACAACAACAGAUACCAUGCCACUCUGCAGCUGAAGAGAAUGAAUGCACAGGAGCAGGGCCAGUACACCUUUCAUGCCCGGAGUGACUUGGCUAAUGCAUCGAUCACGUUCCAAGUCCAAAUGUAUCAGAGACCAGUUGCUGUGGUGAGAUGGGAAAAUGUUACCACACUCACUUGCACCUCAUUUGGGUAUCCCGCUCCCAGAAUUGUCUGGUACCAGUGUUUUGGGAUACGACCUACGUGCAAUGAAAACACCUCAGGGCUUCAGAUGGCGAUCCCUCUCCAGGCUCCCACAGUGGAGGUCCAGAGGAAGGAGUAUGGGGCUGUGGGGGUGGAGAGCGUCCUCACUGUGGGGCCGUCCAGUCAGAGGAUGACGGUGGAGUGCGUGGCCUUCAACCUUGUCGGUGUCAGCAGCGACACUUUUGCCAUGGAGGUUUCUGAUCAGCUCUUCACUUCCAUUCUGGCUGGAGCAGCAGGGAUUCUGUCAAUCCUCCUUGUGCUGCUGAUUUUCCUGUUUUACAAAUAUAAGCAGAAACCCAGGUAUGAGAUCCGAUGGAAGAUCAUUGAGGCGAGAGAUGGAAACAACUACACCUUUAUUGACCCCACUCAGCUGCCUUACAAUGAGAAGUGGGAGUUCCCAAGAGACAAGCUGAGGCUAGGAAAGAUCCUGGGCGCAGGAGCUUUUGGAAAGGUCGUUGAGGCCACGGCCUACGGUCUGGGAAAGGAGGACAAUGUGAUGCGUGUGGCUGUGAAAAUGUUAAAAGCCAGUGCCCAUUCAGAUGAGAGGGAGGCUCUGAUGUCUGAACUGAAGAUCCUGAGCCACUUGGGACACCACAAGAACAUUGUCAAUCUUCUGGGAGCCUGCACCUAUGGAGGACCAGUGCUUGUGAUCACAGAGUACUGCAGCCUUGGUGACCUCCUCAACUUCCUUCGUCACAAGGCAGAGACAUUUGUGAACUUUGUUAUGAACAUUCCCGACAUCAUGGAGAGCUCAAAUGACUACAAGAACAUCUGCAAUCAGAAACAGUUCAUUAGAAGUGACAGUGGGAUCUCCAGUGCAUCAUCAAGCAGUUACAUGGAGAUGAGGCCCAGCCAGCUGCCAAUCAUGGAAUCACCUCAAGACCCUGUGUGUGAGGAGACUGGUGACUGGCCGCUGGACAUUGAUGACUUACUGAGGUUUUCUUUUCAAGUGGCUCAGGGCCUUGACUUUCUGGCUGCCAAAAAUUGUAUUCACCGAGAUGUGGCUGCCAGGAAUGUCCUCUUGACCAACCGCAGAGAGGCCAAAAUUUGUGACUUUGGCCUCGCACGUGACAUCAUGAAUGACUCCAACUAUGUGGUGAAGGGCAAUGCACGUCUGCCAGUGAAGUGGAUGGCUCCAGAGAGUAUUUUUGACUGUGUGUACACCGUCCAGAGUGAUGUCUGGUCCUAUGGGAUCCUCCUGUGGGAGAUAUUCUCUUUAGGCAAGAGCCCGUACCCCAGCAUGGCUGUGGACACCAGGUUCUACAAGAUGGUGAAGCGCGGCUACCAGAUGUCCCAACCAGACUUUGCCCCACCUGAAAUUUACAUGAUCAUGAAGAUGUGCUGGAACCUGGAGCCCACGGAGCGUCCAACGUUCAGCAAGAUCAGUCAGAUGAUAGAGAGACUACUCGGGGACCAACCUGAGCAGGAACAGCUAAUCUACCAGAAUGUGCAGCAGCAGGUCACAGAGGGUGAAGUGUGUGACGAACCCAAGUGCUGUGAUGGCCCCUGUGACCAGUCUUGUGACCACGAGGAAGAGGAGCAGCCACUGAUGAAGACCAACAACUACCAGUUUUGUUGAAAGCCCUCAGCACCAAUCAAUCAGUAAAUCAAUCACUCAUCAGCAAGCAUCAUGGGAUAAACUGUAGAUUGUGGUCAAAGUACCACAGUUUAUUCCAACCGCUGGACAGUUGCAGAGAGUCGCCAUCACAGCUAUUUUUUGCUGUUUGCGUCUGCUCGACAGACAGACGAGCAGCUGCAGCAAGCAUGUGACUUGCUUCUUUGCAGACCAUGACUAGAAAUUGCCACGUCUCACACCGGCUGCAGACAUGAAAGGAGGAAACAUGUCGACAAACCACACAAACAUCCAAAGCUGUAUCUUACCCUAAGCGUUACACCCUCACGGACUGUUUUAUCACUCCUUCUGUUAUGUAUUUGAGGUAUAAUCUGUUACAGCUUAUCCAAAGGAGACAAAAACCUGUCUGUUCUUUCUUCUCACGAGUGUUCUUAAUUAUAUAUUGUACACUAUGUUUAUUACUAUUUUUUAUUACUGUCCUUUGAGUGUGAAUGUCUUGUUUUUUGUGGAGAUUUCGGCCACUUUUGUCAGCAGGUUCACUUCCUUUUCAUCACUUUAUUGCAUGUAUGGUUUCUCGGAGGAAGCAAGCCAACAGGCACAAACACUGGAUCCAAAACUGUGAGAGCUGAGCCACCAAUCUUUAUGUGGUGCGGACGAGCUAGGUUUUAUUCUCUGAUCACCUUAAUUGAACAUCUAAAGAGUGCAAGUGUUUCUCCCUGGUUUAAACAUGCUAAAUCAACCAUGGAGAGGGCAAAGAAUGGCCAUGUUGUUUUCCUCUCUGUGCUUUGGUCAUAGCUGUGCUUCUUGUGACUCACUUACAGUAGCUGUCAGUUGGUGGCAACAUGUGAUUGUUCCACUGCAAUGUAAUUAAUUAACCAGUGUUCAGUGUGAUUUAGGAGCAGGGAAUACAACUGAACUGAGCAGGGAAAUCUGUGGAUCCGUGGUGGAUCAGGUGAACAAAGUUUCAUGUCUGACAAUGUGAAGGUUUUUUUUUUUUUUGUUGUUGUUGUUUUUUUGUUUUUUCACGGCACAACUUAAUCUUCUCAUUUCCUGUAAAGUUAGAAGAGUGUUAGGAUGUAAGCUUCACCCAUGUCUAUAUGUACCAGUCAGCCUACACUGCCAACUCUAUGAAGAUUUUAGAAUAACAUAAUAUAAGCUAUGUGAGAGAUACAGACUGCAAAUUUGUAUGACUUCAGGCAUUUCAAAUGUGCUUACAUCUGAAUGGAGCA